This is a messenger RNA of Necator americanus (New World hookworm), 645 nucleotides long. RefSeq lists its product as uncharacterized. The record is from RefSeq and is a predicted model, not a curated record. The transcript is spliced from 5 exons. The coding region runs from base 1 to 645 and encodes 214 amino acids. NCBI's taxonomy places the organism in Eukaryota, Metazoa, Nematoda, Chromadorea, Rhabditida, Ancylostomatidae.
AUGUCGAUCGCUAUGGUAAUAAUUCGUCCUAGAAAAAAAUCUUUAGUUUCCUUACUCAUCACCUUCCCAGAUAUUCAUGAUGUUGGCAGUAGGAUGAAGACGAGGAUUCUCACAGUUGUGAUUUUUGCUGCCGUUUUUGUCAGUGCUUAUAAUGAUGAUCACUGGAUACGCGGUCGUCGUCGCCAUGGUCAACAUGGACAUCAUGGCCACCACAGGCACUUUCCUCCUUUCCUGUUGAAUGUCACGAAAGAAGCGAAAAAGGAGUAUUACAAGAUCAUCAAUAAUUCGACUGCUAUCAUUGGUCAACAGAUGGAAGAAAUAAGAAAGUGGGCGGAGAGAAAUAAUAUUACGGACCAAGUGAAAAAGUUUGAGGAAGACAUGAAAACUCACAAAGAAGAGGUUAAGAAGAAUGUCACUGAUUUACUGGCACUAUUACCUGGAAUCCACAACGAAUUCUCCGAAAUUGUUGAGAAUGAGAAUCAAACUCGAUUCGAAAUGAGAGAGGCAAUCGAGAAACUAAGGGAGAAGAAUCGAGCUGCGUUUGAUACUAUGCUGUUUGGAGCGGGCGAGAUCGUGCAUCGAGGAAGACGUGUGGAACGUCAUCACAGAAGUUACGAUUGGCAUUACCAUUAUCACAAAUUCUAA